AUGCCGUUGGCUCCCGUGGACGACAAGGGGACACACCUUUUUUACGAGGACAGCGGUGCCCCUUGGGCAUGUCCGCAUUACACGACUCUCGUAAUCCUGCAUGGCGUUGUCUUCCACGGCGCGAUCUUCAAACCUUUGAUACCCUAUGCCCGGCAACGUGGCAUACGCCUCGUCAUGGUGAACUAUCGAGACUACCCUGGAUCGACUCCGUAUUCCUGGGCCGAGUUGGCGGCGCUCGGAAGCAAGAAGCAGGAGGCGGAGCGAUCUAUGCUGAAACAGCGUGGAUUGGAAAUCGCAGCGUUCUUGCGCUGGUACAUCAUGAAGGAGAAUAUACCCAUGGCGCCCAGCCCUCAGGAGUACCACAACGCCUGUGGAGGCGGCUUGGCCAUCCUUGCCUGGUCUUGGGGCACUGCUAUGGCGAUGUCCUUCUUGGCACAGGCGUCGACUCUCCCGCACCAAGAGAGGUGGAGGCUGGGUUCAUAUUUACGAACCAUCAUAUUCUAUGACAGCAAUUGUAAUGCGCUGGGCGUAUCCACACACCACGUCGCCGGAUUUUACAACCCGAUCCUUGAUACGCGAAUACCAAUGAAGAACAAAGGGCGCGCAUUUGUACACUGGGUCACAGCGCAUUACAACCAUCGCAUUCCUGAAGUCCUAUCUUUCCCUCACUCCUCACUGAUAGAGGUGCGCCCCGGCCUUGUCCAGUACCCCAGUACAGACUCGUCUUCGGAAUACGAGAACAGCACGGAGCGCAUGCUCUACCAAGAAUACGACGAAGUCACAGACACGGGAGUGGCCGAGCGGUCACAGUUGUUCUGGAUGGACUUCGACGUCACGGUGUACAAGGAGAUGACGGAGCUGGCCAUGUACGACGCGACGAUUUGGCCACAUCUGCAAAUAAAGCUCGUCUGGUGCGACAGGUCAGUCGUGGAAACGGUACUGGCUGCGUGGUAUUUUGCCCAGCAGAUGCGAGACUGGCCGGAGGGGGCGAGGAAAGUGGAGAUCGUGCGGUUCCGAGGUGCUAACCAUAUGCCGCAUUGGAACGAGCCCGAGAAGACGAUGGACCGUUUGGCCAAGCUGAUACACUGUUGA
Messenger RNA from Rhodofomes roseus, 1092 nucleotides. Its product is annotated as Alpha/Beta hydrolase protein. NCBI's taxonomy places the organism in Eukaryota, Fungi, Basidiomycota, Agaricomycetes, Polyporales, Fomitopsidaceae. The transcript has 4 exons. The record is from RefSeq and is a predicted model, not a curated record. The coding region runs from base 1 to 1092 and encodes 363 amino acids.